Messenger RNA from Sebastes umbrosus (honeycomb rockfish), 1786 nucleotides. Its product is annotated as P2X purinoceptor 5-like. The record is from RefSeq and is a predicted model, not a curated record. Gene Ontology annotation, cellular component: nuclear inner membrane; plasma membrane. The transcript has 12 exons. Gene Ontology annotation, biological process: response to ATP; monoatomic cation transmembrane transport. Lineage: Eukaryota; Metazoa; Chordata; Actinopteri; Perciformes; Sebastidae. Bases 362 to 1567 code for a protein of 401 amino acids. Gene Ontology annotation, molecular function: purinergic nucleotide receptor activity; extracellularly ATP-gated monoatomic cation channel activity.
UAAUUAUCUACGGGAGUAUUUUGCUAUAUUUCACUUUCAAUUUGUUUGAAAAUGUACAGUGAGUGAUCAUGUCAAAUAUUACAUUUAAAUCAAUAAAUAGUCUAUAUGUAUCUUUUCCACAAUGAACAUGUAGAUGAAUGUUAUAAAAGACUCCUCUCCACCAGACUACUUCCACCAUGUUAACAUGCUGAACUAUAAACAUGGUAAAUAUUCAGCAUGUUAUGAGGGCUGAGCAGUGGGGGGAGCGUGUGUGUGUGUGUGUGUGUCCGCCUCCUCUGUCCUGAAAUUCUCCGUCAAGCCCUCUGGCUGUGUGUGUGUGUGUGUGUGGACUACUGUCCCAACAUGCACUGACGGCUGCGGGAUGGCCGGGAGCUUCUUCAAACGACGCUUUCUCUCCUUAUUCGACUAUAAAACGGAAAAAUACAUCGUCGCCAAAAAUAAGAAAGUUGGAGUUUUGUACAGACUUAUUCAGUUAUCUAUCAUCGGAUACAUUAUAGGGUGGGUUUUUGUAACCAAGAAAGGCUACCAGGAGACAGACGAGGCCAUCCAGAGCUCUGUUAUCACUAAACUGAAGGGAGUCUCGGUGACAAACACCACUGAGUCUGGUCUGCUGGUGUGGGGACCGGAGGACUACGUCAUCCCACCACAGGGUGAAGCUGUUCUGUUUGUUGUAACCAAUUUCUUAGAGACGCCGAAGCAAAAGCUGGGACACUGUGCUGAGAGCCACAGAGUGUUGGAUGGUCACUGUCAAAAUGACGAAGACUGUGAAGAGGGGAAGAUGGUAGUGGCUGGUAACGGAAUUAAGAGUGGCCGAUGCUUAAGACAAGAUGAAAACUCCACUGGUACCUGUGAAAUCUACGGCUGGUGUCCCAUUGAAAGAAAAUUCAAACCACAAGGGCCUCUGCUGAAAAACGCUGAGAACUUCACCAUCUACAUCAAGAAUUUCAUCCAAUUUUCCAAAUUCACAUUUUCAAAGUGCAACGUUCUGGAAACGACUGAUGCCUCUUAUUUGAGGAGAUGCCGAUUUGACGAGGAGCUCCACCCCUACUGCCCCAUCUUUCGCCUGGGUGACAUCACCAGACGAGCCGGAUACAACUUCCAGGACUUGGCCACAUCUGGUGGCUCCAUCGGCAUUAUGAUAGAGUGGGACUGUGACCUUGACAAAGGUUACUCUAACUGCCAUCCAGUGUACCACUUUACUCGUCUGGACAUCAACGUCUCCAACAAGACCAUCGCAACAGGAUUUAACUUCAGACACAGUCGGUAUUUCAAAAACGCUGCUGGUGAGAGUUAUCGAUCUCUAUUCAAAGUCUAUGGCAUCCGAUUUAACAUCAUGGUGCAUGGAAAGGCCGGGAUGUUCAGCAUCAUCCCAACAGCCAUCAAUGUUGGAUCAGGGUUGGCUUUGAUGGGUGCUGGAGUUUUCUUCUGUGACCUGGUCCUUCUCUACCUAAUGAAGAAGGGCGACUCCUAUCGAGAGAGGAAGUUUGAAGAAUACAAAAGUAAGAAAUCAACAACUGAAGACAACAAUGUGGAAGACAGAAAGGGCGUCGCGGACAGGAUAAUCUGACGUUUUUUCACUGCGUUAUUUUAUAACAGGCCCUUGUUGGUUAUAUAGUCUAACAAUAAAUCUAUUAUUAGAAAAAUGACAUACAGCAAUACAAUAUAACUCAUACUGUACUGAUGUGGUGCUCUUGCUAGAUGAAGAUGUAUUUAUUUGAGUUUAAAGAUGCUACUAUAUUUUGCCUUUGUAACAACUCCAUUUUAAUAAAACAUGAAUUAAAAACAA